Molecule: messenger RNA, 2355 nt
Organism: Carica papaya (papaya)
Lineage: Eukaryota; Viridiplantae; Streptophyta; Magnoliopsida; Brassicales; Caricaceae
Product: Concanavalin A-like lectin protein kinase family protein
Biological process (GO): protein phosphorylation
Molecular function (GO): carbohydrate binding; protein kinase activity; ATP binding
Source: RefSeq, a predicted model, not a curated record
GUAGAAUUUUCCUCUACCGAGCUAAAUGGAAACCACUGAAUAGAAAAAUAUCUUCUUCCUCCAUUUCUGAAUCUCAAACCAGAUUUCUCCUUUCUCUGAUGUCUCCACAGUCUUCCCUUCUGCUCAUCUUUACCACAACUACCCUUCUCUGCAACUCAGCAUCGUGCCUUGAUUUUGUCUUUAACACUAACUUCAACUCCACUAAUCUACUCACCUUCGGCAUUGCCGCAAUUGAUUCUUCUUCCAUUCUCUCCAUCACAAACGACACCGUUUUCUCUAUUGGCCGUGGAUUCUUCCCUUCCAAAAUACCCACAAGACAACCCAAUUCAUCCACCCUUCUCCCCUUCUCCACCUCCUUCAUCUUCUCAAUUGCUCCUUUCAGAAAUCGUCUCCCCGGCCAUGGCUUCGCAUUCAUCUUCAUGCCCCGUAUGGGCAUUGACGGCGCCAGCUCUGCUCAGCAUCUGGGUAUGCUCAAUUUCACCAACAACGGCGAUCCCAAUAACAAUAUAUUUGGUGUUGAGUUUGAUGUGUUUGCAAACCAGGAAUUCAGUGAUAUGAAUGCUAAUCAUGUGGGUAUUGAUGUCAACUCUCUUGCAUCUGUAGCUUCGAGUACGGCAGGGUUUUGGAGAGGUAAGAAUGAUGAUAAGUUCAAGGAGUUGCAGCUAAAUAAUGGUGAGAAUUACCGGGCUUGGAUUGAUUUUGACAGUUCAAGGAUUAAUGUAACCAUGGCUAAAGUUGGGAUGAAAAGGCCAAGGAGGCCUUUGAUAAGUGAAUUGGUGAAUCUAAAUGGAGUGUUGGAUGAAAUGUUUGUGGGAUUUUGUGGGGCAACAGGGCAAUUAGUUGAGAGUCACAAGAUUUUGGCAUGGAGCUUUAGUAACUCUAAUUUCUCUAUUGGUGGCUUGGUGACAACAAAUUUGCCUUCUUUUGUUCUUGGUGGGAAUUCAGUUGUUCAAUCAAAAGGGUUUAUUGCUGGUGUCAGUGUUGCUUGUGUGCUUCUUGUUGGGAUUGGAGUUGUUGUUUAUGUGUUUUUGUAUAGGAGACAGAAGAGUAGAGUGCUGAAAGAUGAUGUUGAAGAUUGGGAGACAGAGUACUGGCCUCAUAGGAUUAGUUACCAGGAGAUUCAUGCUGCAACAAAUGGUUUCUCCAAAGAAAAUGUGAUUGGAACCGGAGGAUAUGGAACCGUUUAUAAAGGGAUAUUGGCCGGAACAGAAGUUGCGGUGAAGAGGAUCCACCAUGAGAGUGAGAAUGCCAUGAGAGAAUUCUUAGCUGAAGUUUCAAGCUUAGGAAGAUUGAAGCAUAGAAAUUUGGUACAAUUGAGGGGGUGGUGUAAGCAAGACAAGGGAAGUUUGACUUUGGUUUAUGAUUAUAUGGAAAAUGGGAGUGUGGACAAGAGGAUUUUUGAUUGUGAUGAGAGUUUAAUGCUGAGUUGGGAAGAGAGAAUCAAGGUCUUGAAAGAUUCAGCUAAUGGGAUUUUGUAUCUCCAUGAAGGAUGGGAAGCUAAAGUCUUGCAUAGGGACAUCAAGGCAAGCAAUGUCUUGCUUGACAAGGACAUGAAUGCAAGGCUUGGUGAUUUUGGAUUAGCACGGAUACAUCAUCAUCAACAGGAAUUAGCUACCACCACACAAGUGGUAGGAACUGUAGGAUAUUUGGCACCGGAAGUGGUGACAACUGGGCGAACCUCUACUCAAUCAGAUGUGUUUGGCUUUGGUGUGUUGAUCUUAGAAGUGGUUUGUGGUCAAAGACCAAAUGAAGAAGGGAAGCCAAGCCUGGUUGAUCGGUUAUGGUGUCUAAUGGAGAGGAACGAGUUGGUUUUGGCGCUCGAUGAUCAGUUAAAAUCCAGACAGGGAUAUAAUCAAGAAGAUGUGGAAAGAAUUUUGCAUUUGGGUUUGUUGUGUGCUCAUCCUGAUCCUCAAGUUAGGCCAACAAUGAGGCAAGUUGUGGAGAUUUUGGAGGUGGGAAAUGGCGAAAUCGGAGAGUUAAACUUGCUAGAGAGAAUUAGAACAUCAGCAAUGUGGUCUAGGUACAAUUCCAACUUAGGUAGCAGAGGUCACCCAACAAUUAAAGAAAUUAAGAAUCUCUCUAUAUCCACAUCCUUGACAAACUCAGAUGAAAUGCUAGAAGGCAGGUAGAUAAUGUGUUUAUCUUGGUGAGUAUAUAUAUAAUCAUGUUAAUGGAUCAUAUUUACAAAUUCAAUUACAGUUUUCUCCAUUUCUUUUAUGAGGUUCCUCUUCUAUUUUUAUGGUAUUAUUUUCUUGUAUAGAGGUAAAUGAGGGUAAAGAUGAAGGUGGGAAAUGCUACUGAAGAGAGAACUUUGUUCUUGUGACUUAAUGCAAUGUAAAUUGUUUUUGAUGUACA